CGCCGGCUUGCUAUUGCCAUCCAGUAUUACCUUUGACGGUCGAAUGCAUGGACGUUCGCCGUCAGUGACGUCGCGGUCGACACUCGUGCCACACGUCUAUGAUGUUUCGGUGAUUUCAAAGUCGGACUCGUGAGUGAACGAAAACUCGUAGCCUAUCAAUAUUGGAACACAGUGACACGUACAAUUUGUACAACCCUGGAUUUGGAUGCUGCUAAUGUUUUGUGAAAAGUGAACAUUUUGGAAUUUGUGGAUUUUGCAAGUGCAGUGAACUACCAAAAAAAAGAUUGCAAGUGACAAAAAAUAAAAGUUGACGGAUCUUGAAGUGCAUUAAAAGGAUCUUUAUCUCCGUGGAGUGAUAAAAAGAGUUAUUGGAAGUCGACAGGACGGCGAACUCUAGUGGCUCGUCUGGAUACACAACAGCCAUCGGGUACCAGGGAGCACACGCUCCCGAUACUGCAAAACUCAACUCCCAACAAGGGACCAUUGGCUACAGAGUCAACAUUCCUAGCGGCUAUGGGUGCGCCGGCGGUUCGGGCGCGAUGAGCGGCGGCGGCGAGAACGCGCAGUUCGGCGCCACCGCCGCAAUGGUCGCCGCGGCCACCACGGCCGCGAUGCAGGACUCGCAGCCAUUUGGCCAGAUGCAAAACAACAUGACUAUGGGAAAUCCCCAAUAUGGCGCGAUGAACGGCUACGGCCAGCAGCGCAGUCAUAACCCAGCCAUGAAUGGCAUGGGAAUGGGAGGAAACGGUGGAAUGAAUGGUAUGACCGGAAUGAGUCAGAUGAGCAACGCCGGAAUGAACGGCAUGAACGGUAUGAAUCCCAUGGCGCAGAUGGCGAAUAUGGGUAUGCACGCAAAUAUGAUGCCCUCGCAAAUGGGUCCUGGCCAAAUGGGCGGCUCGGCAAAAAUGGGACCUGGGUACCAGAGACGACACACGCCAUACCCGUCUGGAACCAUGCUAAUGAGCCAGAGAAAAACUCAAUACAUGGGUGGUCAGCCGGGCUUCGGCCCAGGGCAAUACCCAGCGGGAUACGGGGGCAGACCGGGCUUCCAGGGUCAAUACCCUCCACAACAACCAUUAGGCCCUUCUGGAAACUUUGGAGCAUCUAUGAGAGGAAGCAUGAGGCAAACCACACCGCCGUACACAAACCAAGGACAGUACUUCAACGGUGGUGUGCCAAACCAAUUUCCUCAACACCAAGGAAAUAAUGCACAGUACGGUGGUCAAUACAGUGGACAAUUUGCGCAGGAAGUAGCUAUGCGCACUAAUAUGAGCUACCAACACAGUCCAGUUCCUGGUAACCCCACACCGCCUCUUACGCCAGCAAGUAGUAUGCCGCCAUAUAUUAGUCCUAACGCUGACGUAAAACCUCACUUCAACGACCUCAAACCACCGAUGGGCAUGCAAAAUGGUGCGUAUCUAUUUUCAGAUGAUGAGCUCCGGUUAACAUUCCCCGUAAGAGAUGGUAUUAUACUGCCACCAUUUAGAUUAGAACAUAAUUUAGCCGUUAGCAAUCAUGUAUUCCAAUUAAAACCCACGGUCCAUUCAACAUUAAUAUGGAGGUCGGACCUUGAGUUACAACUUAAAUGCUUCCAUCAUGAGGAUCGACAAAUGAAUACGAACUGGCCAGCAAGUGUUCAAGUGUCAGUUAACGCAACGCCAUUAGUCAUAGAUAGAGGCGAGAACAAAACAUCACACAAACCGUUGUACCUGAAAGAAGUGUGCCAGCCAGGCAGAAACACCAUACAGAUCACCGUCUCAGCCUGUUGUUGUUCACAUCUAUUUGUACUACAGUUAGUCCACCGACCGAGCGUCCGAAGUGUCCUCCAAGGACUAUUACGGAAGAGAUUGCUAACAGCAGAUCACUGCAUUGCCAAAAUAAAGAUGAACUUCAACCAAACGCCGGCAAAUAAUAAUGGUUCCAACACGGGUAACGAUAGGGACAGUGUGGAACAAACCGCAUUAAAAGUAUCGUUAAAAUGUCCUAUUACCUUCAAGAAAAUCACAUUACCAGCACGCGGGCAUGAAUGCAAACACAUACAAUGUUUCGAUUUAGAAUCCUACUUACAACUCAAUUGUGAAAGAGGUUCAUGGAGAUGUCCUGUUUGCAAUAAACCAGCGCAGUUAGAAGGCCUAGAAGUAGAUCAGUAUAUGUGGGGGAUUCUCAACACGUUAAAUAGUUCUGACGUUGAUGAAGUAACCAUUGAUAAUGGCGCUAAUUGGAAAGCGGCUAAAAGUCAAUCAAGUUCUGGAAUCAAGCAGGAAGACGAUAGCAAUGAUAACAGCGUAGGAAAACGUGGCAAGGCAGUUUCGCCGGGUUCAAUGAAUAUGCCAACGAUGAAUAACUGGGACAUGAACCAAGCGUUGUCGCCUUACCUCCCACCGGAUAUGAACACCAUUGCAAGUGGCUCCAUGAUCUCAUCGUACAACCAAAGUGGGCAGAAUAGGAACUCUGGGUCCAACAGCCAGAACUACGAUUUCGGGAUGAACAAUGGCCCUGGGAGCAACGAGUUCGCGGGCAACGGCCCACUGUCACACCUCAAUGACAGCGUCAAUUCGUUGGAUCCACUUAACGCGAUGGAGAAAAGUCUCAAUGAACAGAUGCCGCAUACACCACACACACCUCACACCCCCGGGUCAGCUCACACGCCCGGAGGCGGUGGUGGCGCGCACACUCCUGGUUCCUCCCACACGCCGGGCCCGCCGUCUGUUGGACAUCACAGUCUCAACGAGGUAGACAUCCCGGGAGAUCUCAAUUUCGAUCCUGCUGCCGUGAUCGAUGGCGAAGGCACAGAUAAUCUCAAUCUGUUGCCAGAAACAAGCGUGGAUCCCAUGGAGUUGCUCUCGUAUUUGGAUGCACCAGCCCUGGGUGAGUUACUAGCCACGCCGCCUUCAUCAUCAUCGUCUGCUGGAUCACAUCCUCCACGAGCGCCAUCAUCCGACGAUUUGCUGGCGUUAUUCGAAUAACUUUUCGCAAUGCAGAUCUCAGAAGAGGGGGCGUAACGAGAAAAUACCAGGACAAACAGCGCUGCGAAAGAAACUUUCCCACCGCUUUAAGGUAUUAAGUUUCCAAAAUGGCAAAAUUUGUUGUAGAAUGAGCAUACAAUUGUGCUCUUUGUAAUUCUGUGAUUAUUUUCUUUCGUAGUUAUCUCAAUUACAAGCGGUCAAUUUAAAGAACUGACAGUAUUAUUAAUGUUCCUCUGGUGAAGUCAAUUCUACCCACAAUUUGAUCAUUUUCUCGUUACGUCGAUAUUUCUGAUGUGAUUUGUAAUCUUUAAAUUAAGUGAGGAGGCGUUGGUUUAAGUCGCUUUCAGGCCAGCGAAGCCCGACAUUGUGAUACUAGAUUUUAGUUCCUUCUCUUUUGUGGUAAUGUUGAACAUACAAGUUACGAGUCACAAUAUCAGAUUGAAUCUCUGUUACCUAAAGGUACACAUAAUUGCAAUAAGCUUGUCAUGUUGAGCAUUAUUUCACAAAAACAUCGACGGAAUGUUGGUGUAGGGGAAAAUUUAGUGUAUAGGUAAAGUAUUGGGGCGGCCAUAAACACUGCGGUGUUGUGCAUGUAUAGUUCCUCGCACCGCCGCGCAAAUCGGUGGCGCUACUGAGCUCCUUAUAUUCUAAACUCUAGCAUUAACUGUAACACAAAUCAUAGAUAAAUUCAAUUUCAUAAUCGAUAUGACAUAAUCUAUUAGAUUAUUGAUUUGUGUCUACUAUUUGCCGAUCUUUGUAGAGUGUAAAUAAUGGGGAGUAAUUUUAUUUGUGCUAGUUGUUUUGGUACUGCCAGCGGUGUCGAUUGCUGCGAUUUGUAAAUAUAUGAUUAUAUUAAAACGUAUCGUACGUCGCCCGCUCGGAGGCAUUAUGAAUCUUAUAGUUCCUAUUCGAUGCGAGCGAACUAUAAUGUUCAAUUGCCAUUUAGGUUCUGUAAAAUAUUCCUUGACGUUUUCGCAUAUUCUGCAUUUUUAUAGUAAGAUAUGAUAGGAUUACUGAGUAUAGCGCUACUCGCAUAAUGGGUGAUAUAUUAAUCUAAAUGAGUUGUUCGAAAUCAACAAAUAAAUGGUAACAAAUUAGUUACAAAACUAUAUUGUAAAUGUGAGUGCAAAAAUGAACUCUGUUAAAUUAUUUUGCGUUAUGUGAAGGGAAGAAUGAUAGAAAUAUAUUUUAAUUUCUAUAUAAAUAGUAAUGAACUGUAUUAUUUGUAAAUAUGAUUCUAGUUAAGAAUAUUAUAUUUCCUAGUUAUAUUUUAGAUCAACAUGGCAGAUACUUAUAUGACGGCCAGUUUAGUAUAGUAUUACUAAAAUAUAAAGUCUACACAUGGUUUUACAUGUACAUAAUACAAAAUACCGUAUAAAACAUGGCUGCAUGCGUUCAGAGUACAGGAAAUAUUCAAGAUAAUUAUUACCUUAUAUAACGAUUGACAGAUUUCAAGUUAUAUUUAGAAUGUACUUAAAAUAUUUUAUACUUCAUUUUAAAAUUUCAGAGGCGUGACUUUAUGUAAGUAUGUUAAAAAUUAAUUGAAAAAUCUUGACCAUUUGCAUAACGCUAUGUUCAACUGCUGAGGCGUUAUCUACUUGAAUAUCUAAGCUGUGCUCUGAAACGCAUCUUUUUAAAGUGCAAAUAUGCCAAUAUACAUAUAUUAGUAAAUUGUCACAAAUCUUUGCUCAUCUUAAUUUUAUUUGAAGUUUAUGGUUCUGUUUUUCAAGGUUUCAAAUCGCCCUUUUUGUUGUCUGAAUACUGAAAUAUGUUGGCAAGAAACAGGGUCUAACAUAAAGGACUAAACAUCAUGAACUUAUUUAACUUGAAAAAGAACACGCGGUUUAUGCUAUAUAUCGAUCGGAAAAUUACUUGUUUCUCUAUUCGUUUACCUACCUUCACUUAAAGGUACUUACUUUUGUACGGAACAUUUGACAGAACUUUCAAUUAUCCGUUGCCUUUUUAAAAAUAGCUCUCUCUAAUCAUGAGUGUAAGCUUCGGAGCCUGGUAUCCGCUUUCCUAAUUUUCUCGUUCCACUUCUUCCGGUCUACCGUAUCAUCAGUUCUAUGACCAUCGGCAUGCAUAUCAUCUUUGGCGAUAUCCAGCCAAAAUUUUUCGGUCUUCCCUUUCCCUUCCCGGCGGAGGUGGCAUGGCCAGACAAUUAUUCCCCAGAUAUUCUGCAGGCUUCUGCAAGACAUGGCCGUUCCAGCGUAUGCGGCGCUUUUGCAUUAAAUCUGCUAUAUAAAGGCUGCCGCGCAUGCGGUUAUUCCUAACGCGAUCUCUUCGGGAAACUCCGUCUUAUGCCAUACAUCAGGCCAGGUUUAAUUAUUGAUUUAUAUUCCUGCCACUUUUGCCUUUUUGAAAAUAUCACUGUACAGUAAUUGAUCUGUAGAAAUACUUUGAGCAAUAAUGGAUGGAUAAUGUAUUAAUUGAGAGUAUAUAUACAUAAAAUAUAUAUAUCUAUGUUAAUAAUAUGAGAUUUAAAAAAAAAAUAACAAAAUGAAUAAAAAUUGUGAUGAGCAUAGAAUUGGCAAAAGUCUUGUUUCACAUAUUUUCAAAUGUUUAAUUUAGUUUUUGGCGUCUUAUUGCGUUCUAUAAAAAAAAGAUUCGUUUUCGUUUUAUCUUGUCAAUGCACAAUAUUCAUGAUUUCUAAAUGGAAUAAAGUUCCCAAAAUCCAAUGAUCAGUCCUCCAUUAUUCAUUUAGAUGUUGUAAAAUUUUCUUACAUACCUACUUAUAAAGUUUUUAAAUAACAGUUUAAAUAUCUCUAACUAAGAGUUGUACGUAAACUGUCAAUCCUUUCACUAACUUAUGUAAAAAUUGGUGAUUUGCGCAUCUUUACUUCGUGCUAUGAAUAUGGACGCCUCUUUAGAGUUAGUCAUCUAUUACGAAAACAAUAAAAUUAGUAUUAUAAAAGCUGUGGCCAGUUAGUCAAACACGUGGAACGACAACCGAGUAUAAAGCUACCUAAUGGUACUCGUAUUAAAGAAAUAAGAAAAAUGACUACAUUUGUAUGUCUAAUUGAUCACGGCUUUAAGAUAAAAAUACAUAAUUAUAAGGGACCUUCAAUUCCAGUUAGCUAGUUCUAUUUAUUGUAGUGAAAAUUGACAUUGGAUAGAUCAUCUUCACGAUUUUUGUAAGACCAAAUAGUACUUUUUUACUUGUAUACCUGUUUUAGGUAAUUAAAAUAAUGAAUUUGUUUGUAUAAAAUCAAAAAUAUCACAAAAAAUGUAUAGCAUAUCACAUUUAAAAUACAAAAAUCGAUUUUUGUGAUCUGUCCAAAGUGUACAAUGAUUACAAUAUAUUUUGUUGGAUAUUAUAAUGAGCUGCUGUGGAGUAGAUUUUGUGCUGGUACAAAUAAGAUGCAGCAUUUGGAAAUAAGUGAAAGAAGAAUUCUAAAUAAGGUAAUGCAACCCAUGACCCAGAGUUGUUAAAAGCCAAACUGUACGGUAGGAUAAAUUUUUAACUUCAUCUGAACAUUUUAGUAAUCUGGCUGAUCCACUGAAAUUCAUUUUGAAAUGUGUAAAAUGAAAAAAAAACAUAACAUUUUUAUGUUAUUGAAAAUAAAAUGAAUUUAAAAAUUA
This is a messenger RNA of Amyelois transitella, 6548 nucleotides long. It is a transcript of the gene tna, whose product is annotated as zinc finger MIZ domain-containing protein 1. Lineage: Eukaryota; Metazoa; Arthropoda; Insecta; Lepidoptera; Pyralidae. Gene Ontology annotation, molecular function: SUMO ligase activity; zinc ion binding. Gene Ontology annotation, biological process: regulation of transcription by RNA polymerase II; protein sumoylation. The record is from RefSeq and is a predicted model, not a curated record. The coding region runs from base 540 to 2966 and encodes 808 amino acids. The transcript has 11 exons.